AUGUCCGGCAACACAAUGAGAGGGACGCCUACCCGCAAUCAAGGCAGGGGCAACAUUCCCUUUGCCAGCAGUCCCGCGACUUCUGGUAUUCCACGACCGGCCGGCGAGCCACAGCCCUCCGAGGCUGGCUCGGCCGUCAGCGCCAGUCGUCAGAAGCAGACCAAGCGUGAUGAGGCCAUCCGCCGAAAGAUGGAGUACGACCUCUCCAAGAAGAAGAACCUGACGAACCGCGCCCGACACUCCCGCAAGGCCCCGCCUGGCACCGUCAUGGCCCUCAAGCCUAGCCAGGCCCUCCAGAUAAAACCUGGCACGACCGUCUCCGAGGCUGCCCAGCUCAUGGCCGCCAAGCGGGAGGACUGCGUUCUGGUGACCGACGAUGACGACCGCAUCGCCGGCAUCUUUACCGCCAAGGAUCUGGCUUUCCGAGUGGUCGGCGCGGGCGACAAGGCGAGCAAAGUCACAAUCGCCGAGAUCAUGACCAAGAACCCUCUCUGCGCCCGAACCGACACCAGCGCCACCGAUGCUCUCGAUCUCAUGGUCCGCAAGGGGUUCCGCCACUUGCCCGUCAUGGACGAGAACCAGGACAUUUCCGGUGUCCUCGACAUUACAAAGUGCUUCUACGAUGCCAUGGAGAAGCUCGAGCGCGCCUACUCUUCGUCGAGAAAGCUCUACGAUGCCCUCGAGGGUGUUCACUCUGAACUGGGUACUAAUCAGCCCCAGCAGAUUAUCCAGUACGUCGAGGCUCUGCGCAGCAAGAUGUCCGGCCCGACUCUGGAGACAGUCCUCAACGGCAUCCCUCCCACGACUGUCAGCGUAAGAACGUCUGUCAAGGAGGCUGCUGCGCUCAUGAGGGAGAACCACACCACUGCCGUCCUUGUUCAGGACCAGGGUGCCAUUACCGGUAUCUUUACCAGCAAGGACGUUGUUCUACGUGUUAUUGCUCCUGGUCUGGACCCCGCCAACUGCAGUGUCGUGCGUGUCAUGACUCCCCAUCCCGACUUUGCGCCGAUGGACAUGACUAUCCAAGCGGCUCUCCGCAAGAUGCACGAUGGUCACUACCUCAACUUGCCCGUCAUGAACGAUGGCGGCGAGAUUGUCGGCAUGGUCGACGUCCUCAAGCUGACGUACGCUACUCUGGAGCAGAUCAACUCCAUGUCGACUGGAGACGGCGAGGGCCCGGCUUGGAACAAGUUCUGGCUGUCCAUUGACAACGAGACCGAGUCAAUGGUCUCUGGAGACGGCAGCCAGCACCACACAAACAUGGGAUCGCGCAUGAUGACACCCGACGUUGGCCGUGAUCGCUUGGGAGACAGCGUCGCCCCUGGGGACUCUGCUUCCCAUGUUGGAUCUCACCACGACCCUGAAGUUGCUCCCGCCGACCUUCCCUUCCCUUUCAAGUUCAAGGCUCCCUCAAACCGCGUCCACCGCCUGCAGGUCGUGGCCUCGCAGGGCAUUGAGGCGUUUGUUGCUGCUGUCGCUUCCAAACUUGGCAAUGAGAUGGAGUCUAUUGGCGGUGCGCCGACGACCGACGAUGGUAAGCUGAGCAACAUGGGGUUCGCUCUGAGCUACAUGGAUGACGAGGGUGACACCGUCUCCAUCACGACGGAUAAUGACUUGCUCGAGGCCAUUCUGCUUGCGCGCCAGGGCCACCGAGACAAGGUUGAGCUUUAUGUUCACGACCCUGAGAAGCCUCCUGUCGCUCCGGUUGCUCCUAUUGAGACGCCGGUCCUUGCCACCCCUCCCACAUCGACCGCUCCCGUGGUCCGCGAAAGACGUCGGGCGUACAGUGACGAUGAGGAGGAGGAAGAUGAAGACGACGACGAGGAUGGGCACGCGCCAGCACGCAGAUCACGCCGGACGCGCAACACGCCGGCCCCUACGCAGGAGCAGAUUAUCGCUGGUGUCCCCAACGAUCUGCUGCUCCCUGGCGCCAUUGUGACGCUCGCGGUUGUGAUUGUUGGUGUUUUUACCAUUGCUCGAGCCACCAGCCGUUAA
Molecule: messenger RNA, 1995 nt
Organism: Akanthomyces muscarius
Lineage: Eukaryota; Fungi; Ascomycota; Sordariomycetes; Hypocreales; Cordycipitaceae
Exons: 2
Coding region: 1-1995 (664 amino acids)
Molecular function (GO): protein binding
Source: RefSeq, a predicted model, not a curated record